This is a messenger RNA of Desarmillaria tabescens, 927 nucleotides long. Its product is annotated as hemolytic lectin LSLb. The transcript is spliced from 3 exons. The record is from RefSeq and is a predicted model, not a curated record. NCBI's taxonomy places the organism in Eukaryota, Fungi, Basidiomycota, Agaricomycetes, Agaricales, Physalacriaceae. Bases 1 to 927 code for a protein of 308 amino acids.
AUGUACAUUCCACCCCAAGGCAUCUACUUCAGACUGGUCGGCCAUGCCAGCCAGCACGUUCUGUUUUCGCGGAACCAUGCAGACCCUGAAUUCUGGCACUACAAAGGGCCGGAAUACGAAGACCAGCUUUUCACACUGAUCUACGGUACGGGCUCGCGCGCGGGGCUCUACGCUAUCAAGAGCAAAAGGACCGGGAAAGUGCUCUUUUCGCGCACCUCCCAGGAGCCUUUCGUUGGACACAUUGACGGAAACGGCGCUUACAGUGACAACUGGUUCAACCUCGAAGAGGGAAGCGGCACAUAUGCGAAGUUGUUCCGCCUCCUGUACCCUGCGACGGGCGUCGUUAUCUUCUCGCGCACGACGUUAGACCCUCAGGUCGGGAACUGCACCAAGGCUAACAUCUAUUCCGACCAGUACUUCAGUUUCGCUUUUGAGGAUAUGGUUGUUAAGAGCGUCGAAUAUGAUGUCGCGCUUGGCAAGAUCCUCAACGUGAUUUCUCACGUUCUGGCGGACCAUACACUUAGGAACAACUCCUACCACGAGCAGGAGGUGGCGUUUGACUUUUCGGAGAACAUCACCCAUACUUCGACAUUUGAGUACACGACUGGGUUCGCGAUUACCGCGGGGACUGAGUUUUCAGCUGGAAUCCCUUUCGUCUCCGAGGGAAAGAUCAGCAUUGGAGCGUCUCAGAGCAACGAAUGGAAAUUCGGCACCCAAAACACGUUCACGAGGACCUACGCAGCACAUUUCCCCGGCGUGAAGGCAGGGCCUCACCAGACUGUUCACGCAGUGUCGGCUGUUCAGCAGGGCACGCUCGAGGUGCCGUACACCAUCCACCUCGCCUCGAAGAGUGCGGGGGUUGAAGUGGUUACGAAAGGCUUAUGGCAUGGAGUUUCGUCGUGGGGAUUACAUCAUGACAUUACGUAA